Messenger RNA from Sesamum indicum (sesame), 2345 nucleotides. RefSeq lists its product as uncharacterized. Gene Ontology annotation, biological process: chromatin remodeling. Gene Ontology annotation, cellular component: Ino80 complex. NCBI's taxonomy places the organism in Eukaryota, Viridiplantae, Streptophyta, Magnoliopsida, Lamiales, Pedaliaceae. The record is from RefSeq and is a predicted model, not a curated record.
AUGCUUACACUGGGUUAGUGUAUAAAUUCGUCUGGUGGACGACCAGGCGUCCGCGCUUUCCUCACUUGUACCCUUCUCCAUCUGCAAUCGAUUCUCUCGUCUCCUUGGGUUUUCUUCUUAGUGCCUGCGGUCGGAGUUGUUUUGAGGAGUUAUCUGGACGCCCAACAGGGGCUUUGCAAUCCCCAUGCUUUGCGCAUAAAGAGAUAACCUGUAGCAUUGAGUUGAAACUGAAAGAGACCUAGUUGGGAACUGAAGCGGCACAAGCUUUUGGUGAUUUCGUUUCCAUCUACAUGGAUAACUAUAGUGGUCCUGGGCUUAGUACUAUGUCGAAACCUAUGAGGAAGAGGCGGAGUAAUUUGAACCGUCGUCCUCCAAAUGAAUCUCAGUCUCCUCAAGAGUAUCGUGAUUCUAUUUCACUGUCAUCAACACCAUCAGACCAUGUUAGCGAUGCACCAAGUGAAGGCAAUGUUGUUCAUGAAGCUAUGAAUUGGACAAAGGGACUGACAUCCAAUCAAUGCAUUUCUAGGGCAUCAUACACUAACCUUGCUGAUGCUGAAACAGUGCAUAACAGCUAUGAUAUGGACAGAGUAUUUGAGGAAUCCAAUAGCCUUAACAGGUCUAUUGAAGAUAACACCGCAGCAGCUAGCUGCAAGAUUUUGACAAUGAGUGACAAUAAAAUGAGCGAAAUGUUAAUUGGCAGCGUCCCAUCUGGGCAACCGGGGAUGACAUCUGAUGGAAUUGGAACUGGAAGCAAAUUCAAUAAGGUUAAACUCAAGGUUGGAGGUGUAACACAUACAAUUCACACGAGAUCCAGUUCUGAUGGUUCUUCUGUAGCUGGAACUUCUGCCACUAAAUCUACUCCUUCAGAUACCAUUUAUCCUCCCCAUAAACUGGGCCAUCAGGAAAAUUUUGAUCCCCAUUAUUUUAUGGGUGAAAAAGGUGGCCUUCGCGGUGUCCCAUGGAAAGAUUUUUCCAAAAUUGGUUUCAGCUUUCGUAAGGUGGAUACUUUGAGAGUGGAUGCACCAGAGGAAUCUGUCAAGCCAGCUCUGAAGCUUGGGCGGUCUUCUAAAAGCAAGUCGAUAAUUAAAAAAUAUUCAUCUGAUGAAGUAUAUGACGUAGAAGAUGAUGAAGAUGAUGAUGAGAUUCGAUACCUUCAAAAGCUCAAAACUUCCAGAAUUGCGUCCUAUGAUAAUACUGAAUAUGAAGAUGACACCAGAGGCAAGAAAUUGCGCAAGAUCUCCAGGGUAAUGGAUAGAAAUAUUGAUGGGCAUGCUUUGGGCAUUGGAGACUAUGAUUCUUCAAGAUCAGGCAAGGAAAAUAAGAAAUCCAGAUCAGUGAGAGCAUCUGAAGAUACUGACUAUAUGGAAGAGGAAGAAUCGGUAUCUGAUGGUGAGAUCGAACAGAAGAACAAGAAACAGAAAAAAGAGCCAAUUGAUGUAUCCGAAUACUCCAAGAAGGAAAGUUUAAUCACUACCCGCCGGAGGGCUAUUCUGACCGGUAGAGACAUCUCACCAGGUUUAGGUGCUAGUUUAAUCCAAUUUCCAGAUGGAUUACCACCUGCCCCACCAAGAAAGCCAAAAGAGCAACUAUCUGAAGUGGAGCAGCAAUUGAAAAGAGCUGAGGCUGCUCAGAGGCGUAGGAUACAAAACGAGAAAGCUGCUCGUGAGUCUGAGGCCGAGGCAAUUAGAAAAAUAUUGGGUCAAGAUUCCAGCAGGAAAAGGAGAGAAGAGAAGAUUAAAAAACGCCAGGAGGAGUUAGCACAGGAGAGGACUGCAAAUGCUGCUACAGUUGCAUCCAACGUUGUGCGAUGGGUCAUGGGACCUUCAGGGACAGUUGUAACAUUUCCAGACGAGAUUGGACUCCCAAGUAUAUUUGAACCAAAGCUGUGCAGUUAUCCACCUCCACGAGAGAAAUGUGCCGGUCCUUCAUGUACAAAUACAUACAAGUACAGAGAUUCAAAGUCGAAGCUCCCUCUUUGCAGCCUCCAGUGUUACAAGGCAAUAAAUGCGAAGGCCCAACUUCUGCCCGCUUGGUAAAUUGCUCACUCAGCAUCCAAUUUCCAUGACCAUGUGUAUCCAUAGAUGCCAUAGUUACAAUCCAAAUACACCGUGUGUAUUGUCAUACUUAUAUGCCUAUAGAAACCUCAUAACGAGGUUUGUUCAUGUUGUGAUGUUCUGAAUCGUGUCGACUAUGUACAAAGAUCUUCUGUAGCUUGAAUUGCCUUGUCAGGUUGGCCUCAAACGGCAUAAUUCUAAGUUAUAUGUGUACAAUGUCCAAAUUGUAACAGCUUAAAGGAAAUCUAUAUUCCUCUUAGCGGUUGUAAUAUUAUUUCUCUUCAAAAUUCA